AGUCGAGCACAUCCGCAGGGAGACACUCAAGAAUCUGGAAAAGGACAGUUGUGGGAAGGAAUGACCCUGAGGGACGACCCAAACUCUUCUAAAUUGAUGGGACAUUUACAUGGCCUUUAAGGGCAGAAUCGCGGGGACUAAGACUGUCCUCUUAAAUUUGCUGCAAUGUUUGUUGGUAUUCUACGCCCUGUACUACAUGAUCGGAAGCAUCUUCUUUGGUGCAUUCAGACUUGAUUCAUUCGAUGGGUUGAUUCCAUUUGACUUUAAAACACAAGCAGCACAUUCUAGCUCUAAGUACCUGGUGAAUCUGCUGUCCAUGGAACUUACAUAUUUUACCAGUGGCCUGCUGUUUGCAGCAAUAGUUAAGAAGUGGGUUUGGGACUAUUCAAUCACAGUUACACUCAUCCACAUCAUACUGAGCUCAGCAGUGAUGGCUGAGUUUCCUUUGGCGUGGCAGUGGUGGUUGGCUUUGGGUGCUGGCUUGUUGAUGAUGAUCUGUAAUGGUCAGCUAGUUGCACACUUUAUUUGCCAGAAUAAGCAUGGUUACUCUUCAAAUAACCUCUGAGAGAGAACAGAUCAAACAUGGUUGCAGAGAUCAGAGUUAAGGAGAACUCUCCUGGUUGUGCAACCUGAUAACACAAAAAACAUUAGUUUUAGUGGGAAAAUAAAUUGCACUCUUCAUCAGAAAUAAUCGGUAUUAAAUGCUUAAAAUGCAGAGCCUGCAUUUUAGAAGUGAGAUGGUUUACCAGAGGUCUAAUUUUAAUACAAAAAUUAAGAGAAUCAUGAACAGCUUACAAAAGAGACUCAUAUAAUUUUAAAACUGGAUCCUUUGAAGUUUGCUUGUUGUUGCUUUGUAAAGGUGAUUUCAUUGAAAGUGACAAGCAUGGAGGUAAUUUUGAUUUCAUCCAAUUCAGUGUGUAGUAGGUCUGGUUGAAAAACAUGGUAUCUAACCUGCCCUGCACAUGAAUAGAAUUGCUACAGCAGUGUUAUGUCAAGGAGAAAUUGGAACGUUGUAAAAAUGUGUUCCUAUCAGGUCUGCAUGUGUGUGGUGUAACUGUACAGCACUGUAGUAAAAGAUAAUAUAAAUCUGUUAGUGUUGAAUAAGGUAUUUGCUAGUAUGUUAGAAUUCAAAUGAGUUUAGUUUUACUGUAUAAACCACCCCCCCCAAGUCAACAAUUUAUUAAAAUGGUCCUAAUUUAA
Carcharodon carcharias (great white shark) is the source of this 1200-nucleotide messenger RNA. RefSeq names its product transmembrane protein 244-like. The record is from RefSeq and is a predicted model, not a curated record. The transcript has 6 exons. Lineage: Eukaryota; Metazoa; Chordata; Chondrichthyes; Lamniformes; Lamnidae. The coding region runs from base 110 to 565 and encodes 151 amino acids.